AAAAGCUUUAGAGUUGGAUUAGUAUAUUAUCCUGUUUAAAUUAAGUUUAUAUUUAUAAAUUAAGAAUUCUGAAUUUUUAAACGUUUCCAUAUACUUGUAGCAAUUAUUUACAAUUAAAACAUAAAUAUGAAAAUAAAUGUGAACUAUCGUAAUUUAAGUCGAUUUCUUAAACUAUUGUUAGUCCUCGUCGUUUUUAUCGUUGUAGUCUAUAGCGUUUUCAAGUCUUGUUGGAUAAUAAGAGAAAAAAAAUACUCAGAUAAAUCGCAUUCAAACCAACAGAAAUCAGACGUAACCCAAGAAGAUUACACACAGAGCCCGCCCACUUUAGAGUCCUCAAUUAUAAACGUUACACCAGUCCCUGUUAUUAAUUGGAACAAAAUUUCAAAGUCACGUUUACCAUGGUACUUCAAAGAUGGUUUAAGGUACCCCGAGAGAGAUCUCGUGGACAACAAAACUGGAGUUCGGAUUUCAAAAUUAUGGCCGGAGGAACACAUGCUUGGUGAUCGCGUGGAAGAACAGCUUAUGUUCGUGCCACCACAUUACAAGUAUGAAAACGCACCGUUAAAAAAUAUUUUACUUUACAAUGACCACAAGAAUUGGAUGAUAGAAGAUGGUCAGAUUGAAUUUCUUUCGAACGGCUGUCCGGUAGAUAGAUGCAAGAUUAUAAGAAAUGCCAAGUAUUUAUAUGAAGCGGAUGCAGUUGUGUUCCGCAACAAUUUUAUCGACUAUGAACUGUCCACGAGUAUUGCAAACCAAGUACGAAUAUUUUACAUCCAGCAGUCGGCGUACUACACGAAACUUGACAAUAUUAGUGCAAACUUCAUUAACUGGACUGUGUCGUAUCGACACGACAGUGAUAUUGUUGUACCAUACAGGCGAUGGGCAUACUACAACAAUCCAUUGGUGACCCAGAGAGAACAACUGCAACGUAAUUAUGCACAGAACAAAAAAAAAUUAAUUGCGGCGGUCAUAAUGGAGUGUGAUACGGACAAUGGCAGAAUAUUGUACGUGCGCGAGUUGAAUAAACAUAUCGCAGUAGAUAUUUAUGGUCAAUGCGGAGAUUAUAACUAUGUAAUAUCGGAUACGUUCUUUAAAAUACUGGGACAAGAUUACAGAUACUAUUUGGCUUUCGAGGAUUCGAAUUGCAUUAAUUACAUAACAGAAAAGUUUUUUGUCGAGGGACUUGGAUACGACAUGUUGCCGAUCGUGAUGGGCGCCCGCAGGGAGGACUACGAGCUGGUCGCGCCGCACCAUUCGUACUUGCACGUGGACGACUUCGAGUCGCCGGAGGAGCUUUCCAAGUACCUGUUCCGGUUGUCCAACGACGACGAACUGUACAACGAGUACUUCCGGUGGAAGGGCUCCGGGGAGUUCGUCGACACCCGAUUCUUCUGCCGGCUGUGCGCCAUGUUGCACGACGAGAGCGCUCCGGUCAAGCACUACCAUAACGUCAUCGACUGGUGGCGCAGGCCCGACGCGUGCGACCAUCAACCGGCGAGGCGAUGGAAGACGCCGGGCGAAAACUCGUCGCAGCCGCCGGAGGUACGGAAACAGUAUUCGCUGUCCUAGCCUCGAGUGCAACAGUUGUGCGAUCCGUACGUUUACACGCGUACACAGCACGGACGGAUCACUGCGCAAACGAACCGUACGAAUUCUUUACACCCCAUGUACAAUAAUAAUAUGUACCCCUGCAGUUAACCAAUACAUUUCUAUGUUUUCUAUAUGUA
Molecule: messenger RNA, 1727 nt
Organism: Sipha flava (yellow sugarcane aphid)
Lineage: Eukaryota; Metazoa; Arthropoda; Insecta; Hemiptera; Aphididae
Product: glycoprotein 3-alpha-L-fucosyltransferase A-like
Exons: 5
Coding region: 127-1569 (480 amino acids)
Cellular component (GO): membrane
Molecular function (GO): alpha-(1->3)-fucosyltransferase activity
Source: RefSeq, a predicted model, not a curated record